AUGAUAAUAAUAUUUUUACACAUUUUCUUAUGUUGUUGUAGUGGUUUGAUAACUAAAGUACAAAACCCUGUUUCACUAGAAAAUUUAUCCUCCAACUCACAAACACACAAAAACGUGGUAUCGGCCGGUGAUGCUGUGUUGAGAAUAGAUUCGUCGGAAUUGCCUGAGAUUAGUUGUCCGUACGGUCAUCACAUUACAGUUGUGAAUGCGUUUAUCAAGUGUAAUCACGCUGAAUUGGACGUGACUGAAGAGGUUUGGAACCUCUGCAGACAUAAAAACUACUGCAAACUCAAUGAAUCAAUUUAUAAACAAUGCACAGAUAAGUCACCUCACUUCAAAUAUAUACAAUUCUCUUGCAUCAAAUUGUUGGGAUAUGACUGUGGCUUAUUUUAUGGAGUGGACGUGGGUGAUGAGGAGAUGUGUCAGAUGUUAUGUCUGAACUAUGUCCGGAGUUGCACGUCACGGUAUGACUUAGUGCCCAGGGAACACUUUCUCAUGUGCCUCGCUAAAAUGUUCUCAAGAAAUGAUAUCAACAUCUGCAAAUUCCUUCCAGACUCUAAAUUAAAGGAAUAUAACUCUUUCAAACUUGAUUAUUAUCUCAAACCAAAAUACAUAUUGGAGAGUGUGGAGAUAAAUAACUAUGAGUGGACUGAGUUGAGGUAUAAGGAGGAGAUAGAGAAUCCGAUAGUAAUUAUCUCACCGUUAAACACUGUACAUAACAUUAUUGUACUUGUUAAUAACAUUACCAGUGCAGCAGCAAGUUUAAUACUGCACUGUGUAGCAGAGAGUAACAGGAGAAUAAAAUUACUCGCCGACGUGUUAAUAAUUAGUAUUGGAAAUCACUCAACAGAGUUGGGAAAGCAAAUUGUCGUCGGGUUAAUAAAAAUAUCCACGGAUGAGACUGUGAAGUUACCACUGGAUCCUGCAGACGAUUGGGUCAUAGUACUCAAGAGUCAAACUGACGUAAUCGUAACUACAAUACUGCAUGACGAUAAUAGUGUUAAAUUAGAGUCCCGGGGACGGGUUAGUAGGGUUAAAUUAGGGUACCUGGCCAUUAGUAAGGUGAGAACUGACUCCACCCUGCUAUACGAGAAUGAAGUAAAGUAUAAACAAACCAACGUCAGAGACGUGAAGUUGACCGUUUACUCCGUGCCAUUUGUAACGCCAGUACAUAAAAUAACAGAUCCCACCGUACACAAUGUCACUCUCAACGGAUUUGAGGGUGCGAGUGUUCUGAAUAGGGAGAGCAUGUUGGAGUUAAUUCCUCACUAUGACGUCUUGAUGCGUUUUAAGGUGUCUGACGCCGCCGUGACUCUGAACAUAAUCACACUGGAGAGCAGUGUGAUUGUCUGGAUUAAGCGCAUUUGCAAGUACGUACGCCGUGUAAACCUCAUUAGUAAGCGCAACUGUUAUCACCAGUGUGUUAACUCUUCAUAUUUGAGGGAGUGUCUUCAAGGUGACACAAGUCACUUUUUCAGCUGCUACAGGACCAAAUCGGAAAACUGCGAAAUCCUAAACCUCGUCUCACUCGCACACCUCGUCCUACAGUACAGAAAUGAUAUUCUCACACACUACUUCAUCACCAACACCAUCAACAACAACAACACAAUUAACAAUAUCAACACAAUCAACAAUUUUAACACCGUAAACAAUUUUAACACUGGCAACAGAAUUCGUACCGUAGACAAUAACAACUCUCCUAACACUAAUAACACAAUUGUUAGUGGUAACACAGUGAACUCAGUUGGCAGUAGUGACACUAGUGACACUACUAAUACUACUAACACAGUUAGUACGUUGAGAAUGGGUUCGGUGUAUUCGGAAUGGAGUGAGUGGAGUGAGUGCAGCAAGAUCUGUAACGACGACGUGAGCAUGUCAAUAAAGAUUAGAAGGAGGUUAGUUUACUACUCCGGACACUCAAAUGAUCAAACUCUACAAUCCGUCGAAUGCCACAAAAUCCUACCCUGCAACCAACUUUGCUAUUAUCGCACUGUAAACACUCGUGAUGGCAACUCUGUCAACAGUAACACUGUCAAUAGUAACACAGUUGGAGGUAACACUGUCAACAGUGGUACUAUUGAUAGAAGAGGAGUGAAUGGUGUGGAGAGGGGUAGAUAUUUUUUUGUGUGGAACGUUGGUUGUAAGAUGAAGAGGGAGAGGAUCGAUUUGGGCGACAAAUUAAUCACCGUGGCUAAGAUUUAUGAAGUUUCAGAGUAUGAUCAGAACUGCGAUUACGAUUUUAACUAUUCCGCCUGCGAUAGGCCAAAUAACGACCCCAACGGACACAGACACUUACUACUCAAUAUCAAAUGCCCCGCCACAACCAAACCCUGCAAACCAACACACACAAUUUCUAACAGUAGGGAUGCCGGAAAUACAGUAGAAGAUAGUGUGGGAGAUAACACAGUAGAUAACACAGUGAGUAAUACAUUGGGUAAUAAUGUGGAAGAGGGUGUAGAAAUGUGUUUGAUGUACAAUGUUGAGUAUGAUGGCGAGAGUUGGGUGAGGGACGGGAGUUGCAUAUGUCCAGAAAAUACAAUUCCUUGCAACAGUAGUGAAGUAUUCAAUAAAGAUUUUAGUGGGGUUGGGAUGCAGGAGCAUGUAUCAUUGAGUGGGUAUGAGCGUCUGGUGGUACCGUUGGGAUAUAUUAAAGUGCCAACUUUUGACUUCUUUUCCUCAGACUCACAACUAGAAAACUAUUGCUCAAACGGUAAUGUCAACUAUGAAACACUCAGUAACGAAUUGUUAUACGUCAGCUGUGAUAACAUUGGCAAUUAUUCAUCCAACUAUACAGUAUCAAUAGCGGACUGUGUGAAAAAAUGUGAGAGUAUGGAGAAAGAGUGUGAGAGUGAGAUGUCUGAGUUGACUGAGUUGGAGUUGAUAAAGUGUUUAAAAAAGUUUAUAAAAGAGUCCACAAAGUUUGACGUGAUAGUGUUUAGAAAUUACCUGGAAAAGUACUAUAAAAGUGUGCAAAUUGACGACAUCAGCACCGUGGCACACUUAAUCGACGCCAUCUGCAUCGACGAGAAGUUACACAACUUAUGCCUCACCACCGUUAAUAAUAUUGUCACAGAAUGUAAAUUCAUACUCGAACACACUUUUCAAAACAACGUUAAAAAAUGCCUCAAUCGACGGGUAAAAGAGUUGCAAAAGGGAGAGAAGUUGCAAAAUGUAUAUGGGUUUGGUUGUGGGUUUCGGAAAGAACGAAAAAUUAUUGGAAAUGGCCUGAUUUACUGCAAGGAAAUUCAUUGCCAGUUCUCAGACUAUUCCAAGUGGCUCUCCAACCAAAUUGAUAACAGUGUAAAUAGUGUACAUAAUAAUACUAAAAGUAAUGUGAGAAGUGGUAAUUUGAGUGGUGUGGAGAAAUUGUAUGAUAAAUUGUAUGAUAAAUUGUUUGAUAAAUUGUCGCGGCUGGGUGAGGGUUUGGAUGAGGAGAGGAUUGUGAGGGUAAUGAACGAGUUGGAGACCAGUGUCAGGAUAAGGUUCAGGAACGUAAUUACCGGAGGUAAAUCAUGUCAUAACAUUAGUAAACUAAUUCAAAUAUACCCAACCACAUUUGUCACCGAGCUGGGUCAAGAUUCCGAUGACAACCAACACAAAUUCUCAAGAAUCAUCCUCACCAAUCUUGUCAACCCAAAUGACACCGUAAAUAAUUCUGUUGCUAAUGAUAAUAAUGUGGAUAAUACUGUUGAUAAUUCAGUUGUUCUGAGGGAUAGUGUUGUUGACGGGGAGGGUGGGAUAAAUUGUAGAAUAUAUUUGGGCCAGAAGCAAAUACAAAACACCAAACUCAUUAUACAAAGGAACAGGUGUAGUUGUCCUUACGGGAUGAUUCAGUGUAGUAUAGAGGAAUCUUUGAGGAGUAGGGACUGGAAUAAGCAACUCUCGCUCGUCUGCAAUAAUAAAAUGAGAUCCAUUCUCUUUCUCAAUCGUAACUCAUUCUACAGAUAUUCGUGUUUAUCGUUGAGUUAUAUAAAGGAGGACUUUGAGUCGGUGAAGGAGUUAUGUAAUGAGGACGAUGGCAUGACGUUUAUAAGCUGUUCCGGGCAGACUUCGUUACUUGAAGUGUUUCUCAUGGCCUCUUUCAUGGCAUUCCUAGGCAUCACAUCCUCCUCCAUACUACUAACCUACCUACACAAAAUCAAACACAUCUCACUUCUCAAUUAA
Theileria parva strain Muguga is the source of this 4164-nucleotide messenger RNA. RefSeq names its product putative integral membrane protein. The coding region runs from base 1 to 4164 and encodes 1387 amino acids. NCBI's taxonomy places the organism in Eukaryota, Apicomplexa, Aconoidasida, Piroplasmida, Theileriidae. The transcript is spliced from 10 exons. The record is from RefSeq and is a predicted model, not a curated record.